CUUGGCGCGCGGGUGGACUGCGGGCUUUGUCGGUGAGGCUGCUGGGCCGGCGGCCGGCGUCUCUCGUCGCGGGGCCCGCGGGGCCGGGCCCGCGCCGUCUCUUGCCGCUGGGCGCCGGAUUCUAAAGUAGCAACUGGUGACACAAAGGUGAUUCAAAGCCUGAAUUUCCAAGGAUGAAAAUUCUUAUCAGAUGAUGUCAGAAAAACUUCCAAUGAUGCAGCCCUCAGCCCCUGAGUCUGGGGAAGACCCUGAACUCAGAUUAGGGGAGCUAUUGGGAAACCCAGAAGGGCAGAGCCUGAGGAAUUCCCCCUCUCAAGAGGCAGGUUUUAGACAGGUGACAGUUACCCAUUGGAAAAUCCAAACGGGAGAGACAGCCCAGAUGUGUAAUAAAUCAGGAAGAAGUCCAAUUCUGAACUCUAACCUUCUUAUACUUCAGAGAGAGCUUAUAGAAGGGGAAGCCCAUCAAUGUGAUACUUGUGGCAAAAGCUUCACAUUUCAUUCGGACCUAAUUAGACAUCAGCUUUCUCAUACUGGGGAGAAACUUCAUAAAUGUGAUCACUGUGGGAAAGGCUUCAGUCAAAGCUCACACCUUACUGAGCAUCAGAGAAUUCACACUGGAGACAGACUCUAUGUAUGUAAUGUGUGUGGAAAAAACUUCAUUCACUAUUCAAAUCUUAUGGAGCAUCAGAGAAUACACACAGGAGAAAAACCAUUCAAAUGUACUCAGUGUGGGAAAGCCUUCUGUCACAGCUCAGAUCUUAUUCGACACCAGAGAGUUCAUACCCGAGAGAGACCUUAUGAAUGCAAAGAAUGCGGAAAGGGCUUCAGUCAGAGUUCAUUACUUAUUCGACAUCAGAGAAUCCACACAGGAGAAAGACCCUAUGAAUGUAAUGAAUGUGGAAAGUCCUUCAUUCGGAGCUCAAGCCUUAUCCGCCAUUAUCAGAUCCAUACAGAAGUGAAACAGUAUGAAUGUAAAGAAUGUGGAAAGGCCUUCCGGCAUCGAUCAGACCUUAUUGAGCAUCAGAGAAUCCACACUGGAGAGAGACCUUUUGAGUGCAAUGAAUGUGGGAAAGCCUUUAUUCGGAGUUCAAAGCUUAUUCAGCAUCAGAGAAUUCAUACCGGAGAAAGACCAUAUGUAUGUAAUGAAUGUGGAAAACGUUUCAGCCAGACAUCCAACUUUACUCAGCAUCAGAGAAUUCACACUGGGGAGAAACUCUAUGAAUGUAAUGAAUGUGGGAAAGCAUUCUUUCUGAGUUCAUACCUUAUUCGACACCAGAAAAUUCACACUGGAGAGAGAGUAUAUGAAUGUAAAGAAUGUGGGAAAGCCUUUCUCCAGAAAGCCCACCUUACUGAACAUCAGAAAAUCCACACUGGGGAGAGACCUUUUGAAUGUAAAGACUGUGGGAAAGCUUUCAUUCAAAGCUCAAAGCUUCUUCUACAUCAGAUUAUUCAUACUGGAGAAAAACCCUAUGUAUGUAGUCAUUGUGGAAAAGGCUUUAUUCAGAGGUCAAACUUCAUUCAACAUCAGAAAAUUCAUACUGAAGAGAAACUCUAUGAGUGUAGUCAGUAUGAAAAAGAUUUUAAUCCAACCCCAAACUUUAAAAAUAAUCAAGGUGUUCACCAGGUGGGACUUGACUUGAAUAAGGCCCCCAUACAUUUGGGUGAGGAGUCUAUAUGUCAGGGGGAACAUACAGAUAACUUAUAAUUAUUCUCCAACUCAAUGAGUGAUCCUUGGAAAUGAGUGUUCUGAAUCAUAAUUCAUAUGGCUGUUUAAGAUUUGGAUGCAUCAUAAUUUCCCAUAGUCACAGAUGGUACUGCUUUUGGAGCGAGCACCACCUGUACCACUUUGCAUCAGUACUGGGCUUCAUUACUCUUCCUCAGACAUGAAUGCUUGUCCUCAAGAAAGCCACAUGAUUUUCCAACUGACUUUGAGCUGGAAAAAUGGGGGAGAUGGGACAGGUCAAGAGAUUUCUGUAUUUCAUAAUUGCAAUCAUCCUUGAGUUAUGUCCCUUUUAGAGUGGAACUAUGUAUCUAAUUAAGAGAGUAUUGCCUAGCAAAUUCUGGUUUAUCAAAAAGGCAGUUUGGAGAAUGAUACUUUCUUAUUUAAAACCACUUGCUGGUCCCCUGUUGACCUUAGGAUGAAGUCCAAGCUCCCUAGCAUGCAUCCUGAGGCCUUCUGCUUCCUCGAUCUCAUCUCCCACUGCUUAACUCCCUGCCACAGAGUUGAUGCUCUGGCAACACUAAAUGUGUAAUGUUUCUCACAUCCACCAACCUCUCUCCUACCUCCCGGCCUUUGUCCUUGUUGAAGGGCCUUCUCACCUCAUUAACGUGUACUCAUUAUUCAAGACUCAUCUCAGGCAUCAUGUCAAGGAAAUUUUCCCUGAAACUUAGCUAGGGUCCCUUCUUCAAUGUUUCCGUGCUCAAUGCCUGCCUCUGUUACUGCACUUACUGUGAUAUGUCAGAAUUAUGUUUUUAUACACAAUCUCAUUAGGCUAUGUGUUCCUUGAGGACAGUGAUCAUGCCUGAUUCAUUUAUGUGACCCCAGUGCCUAGCACAAAGGCAAUAAAAAACACACCCCAAAAUCUAUGUGUUAUUGACUCUCUUCAUCAUUUCUAUAGUUUUUAAAAUUUCUGGGUGUGUUUUGUAUCGGUACAAUCUCCUGUUCUGUUAGAAAUAUCUUUUUUCUUAGCCCUGUGAUAUCUUCUGUUCCUACAUAGCUCAGAAACUACAGGCAGUAGCCAGUAUGAGAUUAGUGUUCCUCAUAUUUAUUGCCUUUAGACCACACCCAUAACUUCACUUGUGUUAGAGAACAUCGUCUUGACUUAGUUGUCAUUGAAGCUUUGUAACCCACUCAAGGUGCACAUAAUUUCUAUGAACUGUAUAUCUUUUUUCUGUCCUAGCGGGAAAAAAAUGAUCGAACACAACUCAUUCUGUCACUUUCCCUACUCUCUGGGUUGCUUUAUCACUCAUUUGAAAAUGAGUUGAUAUCUGCAAGGACCCAUGCUAGAUAUUGGGAAAGGAGAGACGGGUAAGACACCAACCAUCCUCAAGUCAUUCAGAGUUUAGUGGGGAAGACAGAAAGAUCACAGUACGAGUUAGGAGUUGAAAUAGAAGUGGUUUUGAGUUCUGUAGGAGCAUAGAUAAGGAAGUUGCUAAUUUGGCAUGGAGGAUCUGGGAAGGCAUCACAGAAGAGGUGACAUUUGAACUGGUUUAGAGAUAUGAGUAGCAUUAGCUAGAGAAGAAUGAUCUGGAAGGGGGACCUGUGUGCAGAGACAGGAAGCAUGAAGGUCCCUCUUUUGGCAGGACUAUUCGAAAACAACUUGUGUGAUACAGCGGAUAACUGCCAAGCAAAACUAUUAGUCUUUGCCUCUGGAUUUCUUUCCCUGGAAUAUUAACCAGAACAAUCAGUUCUGAAAGAUAAAAAAUAAUUUCUUCCCAUAAGGGAUAUUUUGAGUUCUUAAAUUCCAGCAACCCUAGAAGCUUUGAGGGGUUCUUGCCUUCUGGAAAACUCAUCAUUACCAUAAAUGUUUUAAAUGACAUAGAAGCAGGUGUUACCAGACCAUUUUUAUACGGUAAAACACCCAUCUUAAGUAUGAAGUUUUGAGUUUUGAUAAAUGCAUACAUCCAUGUAACUGCCACCAAAAUUACGAUAGACAACAUGUUCAUCACCCUGAAAAGUUCCCUGUGCUGUUUCUCAGUCAAUCCCACCCCAACCCCAGGUAACCACUAAUCUGAUGUCAUGGUAGGCUAGGUUUGCUUGUUCUAGAAUUUCAUGUAAAUGAAAUCAUACAAUAUGUAUUCUGUGUCAGAUUUCUUUGACUCAGCAUGUUUUUGAAAUUCAUCCAAGUUGUUACAUGUUUGAGUAGUUCUUUGCUGAGUAGUAUUGCAUUGUAUGAAUAAACCAUCAUUUGUUUAUUCAUUUACCUUUUGAUGAACAUUCGGGUUUCUGUCUUCCCCACUAGACUAUUGUGAAUAAAACUGAGCAUUUCUCUAAAGGCGUGUGGACAUACGUUUUUAUUUCUCUUGGGUAGACAUAAAUAAAUGAAGAAGUAUACCAUGUUCAAGAAUUGGAAGACUUAGAAUUUUUAAAAUGUCAAUUCUCCCCAAAUCAAU
This is a messenger RNA of Trichechus manatus latirostris (Florida manatee), 4113 nucleotides long. RefSeq names its product zinc finger protein 623 (gene ZNF623). Bases 191 to 1705 code for a protein of 504 amino acids. The transcript has 2 exons. Lineage: Eukaryota; Metazoa; Chordata; Mammalia; Sirenia; Trichechidae. The record is from RefSeq and is a predicted model, not a curated record.